Messenger RNA from Malania oleifera, 2356 nucleotides. RefSeq names its product cysteine-rich receptor-like protein kinase 44. NCBI's taxonomy places the organism in Eukaryota, Viridiplantae, Streptophyta, Magnoliopsida, Santalales, Ximeniaceae. The transcript has 7 exons. The coding region runs from base 74 to 2104 and encodes 676 amino acids. The record is from RefSeq and is a predicted model, not a curated record. Gene Ontology annotation, biological process: protein phosphorylation. Gene Ontology annotation, molecular function: protein kinase activity; ATP binding.
GACCUUUAACUAUUUGGGUCAGAUUCAGACAUAAACAUGAUUACAUGAACUGAAACUUCUUACCCAAUCUGCAAUGAGUUCUUUCACUUCAUUUGUUCUAUUUCAUGUUUCGCUUCUAUGGCUUAUCAGUCUGGCCACCGCCCAGUUGAUAUGCUACACCACGGGCAACUUCACCACCAACAGCACCUACGGCAAGAACCGCAACCUCCUCCUCUCUUCUCUCUCCCACAACGUCGCCAAUGCCGGCGGCUUUUACAGCGCCGACGCCGGCCAAGACCCCGACAAGACCUACGCUCUGGCGCUCUGCAGAGGAGACAUUUCCUCCGAAGACUGUAGGAAUUGCGUCAACGUCGCGAGCCAAAUCAUCAUAAACAAUUGUACCAACCAGAAGGAAGCAAUCACAUGGUCAGGGGAGGGUCCUCUAUGCGUCGUGCGCGGCUCGGACGGUAAAAUUUUUGGAUCGGUAGCGACGACUCCCACUCGCGCGUUUUACAAUGUGGGGAAUAUCCCGACUGGAUCGGAAGAUAAGUUUCAUGAGAUUUGGGAUAAUUUGACGGAUAGUUUAGUGAUUGGGGCCUCGAUGGGUUCAAAAGAGCUGAAAUUCGCAACUGGGGAGGCGAAGGUCUCAGAUUUUUUUGAGAGGAUUUAUGCGCUGAUGCAGUGCACUCCGGAUUUAUUACAGAUGGAUUGCAGCGAUUGUCUGCGGCAGGCGGUGAUUUAUUACAGAGGAUGUUGCCGGAGUAACAUAGGUGGGGUUGUUCUCCAACCAAGUUGUGUGUUUAGAUUUGAUCUGUACCCUUUCUAUAAUUCUACUGACAGCAGCAUUACUCCGCCGCCCUCUCCUCCAGCGCCUCCCGCCAGAUUUCUUCCGCCGCCGCCAUCAACGAACAGCACAGUUACUACCAAUGGCAAAGGAAGCAGCAUAUCUCGAACUGUCGUUAUUAUUGUUUCUACAGCAAUCGCAUCUGGACUUAUUGCACUAGCUUCAAUAGCUUUUGCCCUUUUUCAAAUGAGGAAGCCGAAGGAGAAUGUUGAAGAUGAGGAUGCAGUGGAGAGUUCGGAUUCCUUGAAAUUCAGCUUAUGCACAGUAAGAACUGCAACAAAUGACUUUUCUGAUGCUAAUAAGCUUGGACAAGGUGGAUUUGGUUCAGUCUACAAGGGCAAGCUUUCAAAUGGACAAGAUAUUGCUGUUAAAAGGCUUGCUCAGCAUUCUGCGCGAGGUGAACAAGAAUUCAAGAAUGAGGUUGUGCUACUGGCUAGGCUACAGCAUAGGAAUCUCGUAAGGCUCCUAGGUUUUUGCUUUGAAGGAAGAGAGAGGCUUCUUAUUUACGAGUACAUGCCCAAUGGAAGCCUUGAUCACUUUAUUUUUGAUCCAGCCAAAUGUAGGCAGUUGAACUGGGAAAGACGCUACACAAUCAUAUGUGGCAUUGCUCAAGGAAUUCUUUAUCUUCAUGAAGAUUCUCCUCUCAGGAUAAUUCACCAUGAUCUCAAAGCAGGCAAUGUGCUAUUAGAUGGAGGGAUGAACCCUAAAAUUGCAGAUUUUGGCAUGGCAAGGCUGUUUUUGGUUGGUGUAAGUAAAGGCAAUACUAAAAGAAUUGCUGGGACAUUUGGUUAUAUGCCUCCAGAAUAUCUGAAAUACGGACAAUUCUCUAUGAAGACCGAUGUUUUCAGUUUCGGUGUCUUAAUUCUAGAGAUUAUAAGUGGCAAGAACAACAGUUCUUUUCACAAUUCUGAGCAUGUGGAGCACAUGUUAAACUAUGUAUGGAAAAAUUGGAGAGAAGGGACAUUUUCAAACAUAGAGGACAAAGCUAUGCCUAAAGGCUCAACGAGUGAAGUACUGAGGUGCAUUCAUAUUGGGUUACUGUGUGUACAAGAGAAUGCAGCCCGCAGACCCACCAUGGCCUCUGUUGUCCUUAUGCUCAAUUCUCACUCUACGAGUUUGCCAGCACCUUCUAAACCUGCAUUCUUACUGCAUAAUAGAGUGGGAGCAGAAGUGCCCUUGGUAGGCCAGAAUUCAAGGUUUACAGAUUCUGAUCAGUCCACAAAUCCAUCAAAACGUAUUUCAGUGAAUGAGGCUUCAAUUACUGAGCCAUACCCUCGCUAAGAUUUGAGUGCAUUAGAGUUCCUUUUAGGAUUAAUCAUUGUCUAAAACAAGUUAAAUUUCAAGCAAGAACACUCUAUAUAAUGGUGGGUUUUCAAUUUUCAUCACUUUAAACCACCAUUACCAUUACCAUAGUUGCAGCAGACUCAGAAAACUUUGAUUUGUAGCUAAUAUGAAAUUAUGGAACUUAGUACAUGUUAUUAGAGAAAUAUUCACUUUCCAUUUAGAGCAAUAUAUACUUUUCAUUUCUUUCAA